Plasmodium fragile is the source of this 1116-nucleotide messenger RNA. RefSeq lists its product as uncharacterized. Gene Ontology annotation, molecular function: protein-folding chaperone binding. The transcript is spliced from 3 exons. Gene Ontology annotation, cellular component: cytosol. The record is from RefSeq and is a predicted model, not a curated record. Lineage: Eukaryota; Apicomplexa; Aconoidasida; Haemosporida; Plasmodiidae. Bases 1 to 1116 code for a protein of 371 amino acids.
AUGUUAUGCGCACUUACGAAAGAAGUGUGGACGGAUGAAAGGAGACACAAUAAUAUCCUUAAGAAAAGCAUAUUUAAUUAUUUUUUUCUGUUUCAUUUAUCUACAUAUUUGUUAAGUUAUUUUUUUAAUUACACUUUUGAUUAUUACAGCUUGUUAGGAGUUGCUAGAGAUGCGACAGCAGAUGAUAUAAAGAAGGCCUAUAGGAACUUAGCCUUGAAAUGGCACCCAGAUAAACACAUAAAUGAGAAUGAUAAAAAGGCUGCGGAAGAAAAAUUUAAAGCUAUUACUGAAGCUUAUGAUGUUUUGUCAGACCCUAGUAAAAGAAAAACGUAUGAUUUGUUUGGUGCUGAAGAAGUUAAGGGAAAUAUGUCUAGUGACGAUGCAAAAUUUUUUAAUACAGGAGUGGAUCCAGCUGAUCUAUUCAAUAACUUUUUUAGUUCCAACAAAAAGUUCUCGUUUACAUCAGUUUUCGAUGAUGACUUCCCGCCAUUUUCGUCCUUCGUCCAUAACAUGGGUUCUAGGGGCACCCGUUUUUCGGGUCCUUCAGGUAAAAAUCAGGACAGUCAUAAAUCAGAAUCUUAUGAAGUAUCUCUUCUACUGUCCCUGGAGGAGCUGUAUAGAGGAUGCAAAAAGAAACUCAAAAUAACUAGAAAAAGGUUUAAAGGAAAUGAGAGCUAUGACGACGAUAAAGUGGUAACUAUAGAUGUAAAAGCGGGAUGGAAUGAAGGAACGACCAUUACGUUUUAUGGUGAAGGUGACCAAUCGUCUCCUUCGUUAGAACCGGGUGAUUUAAUUUUUAAAGUAGAAAUAAAAGAACACGAUCGCUUCGUGAGGGAAGGGAAUGAUUUGAUAUAUAAGUGUCUUGUACCUCUAGACAAGGCCUUAACAGGUUUUCAAUUUAGUUUAGAAUCUUUAGAUAACAGAGAAAUAAAUGUAGUAAUAGAUGAUAUUGUUACGCCUAAUUCUAGGAGAAUGAUUCCAAAGGAAGGAAUGCCUUCUUCAAAGAACCCAUCCAAACGUGGAGAUCUAAUAAUUGAAUUUGAGGUUAUAUUUCCAAAGAGCUUGUCUAGUGAAAGAAAAAAAAUACUAAGGGAGGUUUUAGCCAAUACAUUUUAA